This is a messenger RNA of Siniperca chuatsi (mandarin fish), 3123 nucleotides long. Its product is annotated as E3 ubiquitin-protein ligase TRIM21-like. Gene Ontology annotation, molecular function: protein binding. The coding region runs from base 429 to 2096 and encodes 555 amino acids. The transcript is spliced from 12 exons. The record is from RefSeq and is a predicted model, not a curated record. NCBI's taxonomy places the organism in Eukaryota, Metazoa, Chordata, Actinopteri, Centrarchiformes, Sinipercidae.
UCCAGUUUUGAUUGUUGGCCCUUCCUUGAUUGCUUGCACCUGUGUCUCGUUGUCUCACCUCCCCUUGGGUAUUUAGUCUGGGUCUCUUGUUUGUUCAGUGUUGGAUCAUUGUUGUUACGCAUGAUGUUAAACCUGCCCGGUGUUAGACCUGCCCUGAGUGAUUCCUGCAUUGAGUUUUGUUCCUGCCCUGUUAGUGUUCCUGACCUUUGUGUGUGUCACUGUUUUGGUGCCCCUUUUGUGGUACCUGGUUCCUGUGCCCAAUUCCCAGGGAGUUUUACUGAGUUCUGUGUGUUGGAUUAUUUGUCUCCCUUGGACCUUGGCUGGAUCCUGGAGUUUCUGUAUUUUGCCUGCUCCCUUGUGAACUGUUUGCCACCUUGGACUCACUCCCCUGCUUCCACCACUGCCAGCCGAUAAUCAACACAUCAGCCAUGAGCCUCCAGGUUUGCAGCUGCUGCGGCUGGUCCAAAGUUACGACCUACCAUGGCCUGAGAACUCACCAGGGGAAGAUGGGAUGCACACCGAGGGGGAUGAGGAUCCCUGAGAGUGAACAAUUCAGUUACCUUCCUAAAGUUACCUUCAUGAGUCCUACAUGGGAAAUCAAAGUAGAAGAGCCUUUGAGGGAUAUCUUCACCUCUUCUAUCAAGUCCGAGGGUGAACGUAAUGUCUGGGGAAAUCCAUGGGACAGAUCUCAUCAAAAAGACAGCAGACCAAAUAACAGCACUCCAGUCAGGAAGGAGCCUUUCCUGAUGCCGGUGUCACAGAUCCUCAGCACCCCAGCGAAACCUGCAGCCUCAGCGAUCAUAAUGAAGGAGACAAACAAAUCACUGUUUGAAACUCCACAUCACUCUCAUCAAACCGCCACCAACUUUAACAAAGUUUGUCGAGCACUUGAUUUCUCCACUGGUGAACAGCAGGUUCUCGACUUGUUUAAAGGCUCUGCUGGAGAGCAGUUUCAUCCUGUGGGGAAACUGGCCUGGGAGCCCCCAACAACCACAGCUCAGGAAACAGCAGUCCAACUAAAGGAGAAAGAGAGGGAGAAAGAGAUGGAUGCUCAAAAACUACUAAAGACACGGCAAGACAGGAUGAGUGCUGAUUUACAGCUGAAAAUUCAGAUGAGAGAACAAAAGAUUGCUGAAGUCAGAUCAUCUGUAAAGGCCUGCAAGGGCAGCUUGGAUACUGAAUGGCUGGAGAUCAACAAUGUGUUCUCAGAGGUGAUGAGAGUUGUAGAGGACGCUCGGCAGAAAGCCCUUCAACCUCUGGAGGAGAGGAGACAGCGCCUAAAGAGAGAAGCACACGAUCUGGUCCAGAAACUGCAAAAGGAAAUUGACAAACUCAAAAAGACCACUGAUGUGUUGGACAAAAACCCUGACUUUCAGGUUCCUCUUCUAACAGGUCUGGAUGAAUCUCGAGAUUGGGAAAAUGUAAGUGUUGACACUUCAUUUUCCUUCGGUACACUAAGAACCACAACAUCAAACAUGAUGGAACAAAUUCACCAGAAACUGGAAAAACUCUCUUCCGUUGAACUCAAGAGGAUUCCCACAUUUGCAGUUGAUGUAAAGCUGGACCCAACCACUGCACAUCGAUGCCUUGUUCUUUCUCCCGAUGGGAAGAAAGUGAGAGAUGGAGGAAAGAACCAGACAGUUCCUGAUGCUCCAGAGAGGUUUGACAUGUUUGGCAGCGUCCUGGGGAUCAACAGGUUGACCUCUGGGAAGUCAUACUGGGAGGUGGAUGUCAGCAACAAGACCGGAUGGGAUCUGGGUGUGGCAAGACGCAAUGCACACCGCAAGGGGAAACUCUCGCUGACCCCAGACAACGGUUACUGGGUCACUGUACAUUAUGAAGAUGAAAAGUACGCAGCCCUGUCAGCACCACCUGUCAGCCUGUCCCUGACAGUGAAACCUCAGAAGGUGGGAGUGUUUGUGGAUUACAAGGAAGGUCUUGUGUCCUUCUACGAUGUGACCGCUCAAUCUCACUUCUACUCGUUUACUGGGUGUUCGUUCACUGAUGAGAUUUUCCCAUAUUUUAGUCCACAUCUUGAACAAAAUGGGAAAAACUCUAAUCCUCUGAUUAUCUCUGCUGUGAAAAAGCAGAAGUAGUUAUAUGAAGUGAAUGUGUUAUGGCGGUACUGAAAGUUAUAAUGCAACACUCAAUAUGAGUUUGGGUGUACACAUUAUACUGUGGCAUGAUGUUUCAUGACACCACCAAAGGGUUUAAAUUGGAUUUUCUGGUCAUCUGAGGUGUUUGGAGAUUGGUUUCCAUUUUUGUUUUAUGCUAUAUGCUAUAUAUUUGCUAUAUAUUUUUCAUAUAAGAGAUUGCUGAUGUAGCUAGGUCAAAAUGUGCGGCAGCCGACAAGGGAAACAUCUUCAUCAAUUUGACAACACAUGCACUGCAAAUACACACACAACACAACCAAAUACACAAACGCGAUUGCAAAUACACACAACACAACAGAAGUGUGUCCAGAGGACACAAAAGUGCUGAACACGGCUUGGACACGCUUGUUGUUGCCACAGUUUGUUUUACACAGUCCAUGUUUGUGACUCGUGAAGUUAUUGAAGCCAGGUCCGUGUAUCAUCCACAUUUUUGUUGCUUCCUGACUUCUGCCCCUGAUCUGCUCUGCACAUGCACUGACAGGUUGCCGCUGCAUGUGCCUCGCAAGACCUUGCAGAGCAAAAAAGUGGAAUUCUAUCAGUAAUUUUAAUGAUUUGAGAAGAUUUAGUGUUUGUGGUAGAUGUUAACCUAGGAAAUGCUUUUAUUGUUUUGUAUUUGCAGUGCAUUUCUGUAUUUGGUUGUGUGCAUUUGCAGAGCAUUUGUGUCUUUGCAGUGUGUUUUCUAAAUGCUGUGCAUGUGUUGUCAAAUUGAUUUAAGAUGUUUCCUUAAUUUUCUUCUUCUUGGCAUCUUCUGCUGUUAGUGAUUGUUGUCAUUCAAAGUAUUCUACAGAUAUCUUUAUCAUGUGUUACAUGUGUGGCACAUGUAUACAGUAUCAUUACAUGCCUAUAAAUAAUUGAUUCUAAAUAUAUGGUUUGCACUUAUAUGAGUAUAUGAUAUCUCCAUGUUUAUCUGUUCAACCAUUUGUCUCUAACAUUUUUCAGGGUUUUGGUAAAAAUAAAAGAAUACAACUUG